Scheffersomyces amazonensis is the source of this 2088-nucleotide messenger RNA. RefSeq lists its product as uncharacterized. The coding region runs from base 1 to 2088 and encodes 695 amino acids. The record is from RefSeq and is a predicted model, not a curated record. NCBI's taxonomy places the organism in Eukaryota, Fungi, Ascomycota, Pichiomycetes, Serinales, Debaryomycetaceae. Gene Ontology annotation, biological process: ubiquitin-dependent protein catabolic process. Gene Ontology annotation, molecular function: ubiquitin protein ligase activity. The transcript has a single exon.
AUGCACAAUAUGGGGUUCGAUUUAGAUUUAGAUUUAGAUUUUGAAAAUCUAGCUAACUACAAAAGAGAUGAUCUGACUCCUACAACUACUUCAUUACCACUGCCAUAUGUAUCAACUCAAUACUAUCCAUUUUCCACCCUGACUGGUGGUCCUAGUAGUCCAGGUGGUAAUAAUAGUACUGGAAGUGGAGGUGGAUCAGAUUAUACUGGAUUUGUAGGUAAUACACCAUCAACAGUUCUUUUCUUCUUAGCUUUGGCUGUGGGUGUAUUCAUAGCCUUAAUGUUUGUAUUUUUUACCAUAAGAUAUUUUGUCAGAUCAAAAUAUGGAUUACAUGUAUAUCCAUUAUCCAGAAGACAAUUAAUGAUGGGUUCAUUCUUGCCACCUGCUCCCCCAGAUAAUGGUCCUAGUACUACAGAUCAAGGAAAUUCAACGAAUAAUGCUAAUGAAGCUAACGGACAAGGAUCUUCUACAAAUGGUGUGGAUACACCAACAAGAUUAGCGGAUGCUUCCGAUAAUCUUAUUCGUGAGCAAUUGGAAAGAAUCCGACAAAAUUACGGUUUCGAUCAUUAUAUCAUUGAAGAACUUGGACGAAGUAGACGAAGAAUGUAUGCUAGUACUAGAGGUGCAGGAUAUCGAUUUGGGGUUGGUGUUGGCGUUGUUGGCCCAGGAAGUGUCCCAUAUAUAACUCAACAUACCAGAAGAAGAAGAGGUAGAUUUGCUAAGAUGAAGAAACUAACUGAAGAACAAUGUGAAAUUUUAUUUCCUAAGAAAACUUAUCAUGAAUGGUUAAAUGGUGGGAAAGAAGAUGACGCUGAAAAUAGAGCAGGUAAUCUAAUGGAAGAAAAAGAGGAUCAAGAUGAUGAUGAAGAUAGUGAUAUAAUUCAAACCAUUUCAGCCACUAAUAGAAUAGCAACAGAUGAAGAUGAAAAUGCUGAUAAUGAUAAUACUUCACUACAGCCAGCUAAUUCUAGAAAUCAGAAUAGUAUUAAUCCUAUUGCAUAUUAUAAAUCUGAAAAAGGAGAAGAGGGUACAUCUAUUGAGAUGAAAGAAUUAGUUAUUCAUGCUGAAGAAUCCACAUCUACAAUGAUUAAUGAAGAAACUAAAGUCAAAGAUUCAGUAGAGACACCAGCCACCACUAAUGCUAAUACUACAAUUUCAACCAACAAUGGUGAGUCUACGACAACAACAACAACAACAACACCACCACCACAAUUGCUUAACCCAAUAGAUUUACAUUUUGAUUCUGGAUCUUGUGCUAUUUGUUUAGAGGUGUUGGAAGAAGAAGAUACCGUUAGAGGAUUAAUAUGUGGUCAUGUAUAUCAUGCAGAUUGUGUUGAUCCUUGGUUAACUAAGAGAAGAGCAUGUUGUCCUAUGUGUAAACGAGAUUAUUUAUUCAAGAGAGAUAGUGUAGCCAUUCAAAACGCUAGAAAUGGCAGUGCUGGAGACACACAAGUUCCGGCUGAAGAUGUAGAAGACGAAGAAGACGACGAUGAAGAUGAUGUGAUUAGUCUCGAUUUAAAUGAGUUCAGAAACGAUCCUGAAUUAAGAGCUAUCCUUCAUGAAUUAAUUCCAAUUGGUGAGAGAGUAGCAAUAAUUUUAAGUGAAGAACUGUUAAAUCAUUUAAAUUUUGAGCAAAGAGCUCAACAAAUUGCUAAGGAGAAAUACGGUCACAUUUUUAAAAUCAUAUUUUGGAGAUUAAUGGGCAUUAAAAAGAAAGAUUUAUUCAAUUGGGCUGUCAUCGAGUUGUAUCGUGAAUAUAGAAGAUCACAACUUCAGCCAAGUGAUGAGAAUGAUACCGAGAAUGGUAACGAGAAUGAAAAUGAAAAUGAAAAUGAAAAUGAAAAUGAAGCUGAAAAUGAAAACCAAGCUGAAGGAAGCCCCUCCGCCGAAGCUAGUGAUGAGUCAGUUGAAAAUAAUGACGAUUCCCCAACUGCAGAUGUGACUGACACUGAAAUUGAUCUUGGUCACAAUGCAAACACUCCUACUCCAUUAACGCAUACGAGAUCUAUAUCUCCUACAAAUACUAAUGCUCUUGAUCCAAUUGUCUCGCCUGAAACAGCAAGAGACGUAGUAGAUCAGAGAGUAUAA